CUCGCACACACAUACACACACUCUAUUAGCGACCGGUUUGGGAGUCAAGUCAAGUGGUGUUUUUAUUUCAUACCGCCUUGCCUCGUCAUAUUCUAGUUUGUCUCGGUUUGCCGGUUAGUCUCGCGCUAUCCGGCUUGUGGUCCACGUGCCAAAACACAGUACAUCUUCUAGCAUCAUAACGCCCCACAGCUGCAAGGUAGCAGUCAGCGCGUGUGCUUCAUACUUUGUUCGUACUGCGUACGGGCCCUACCUUAUCUACGCACCCCCCCCCCUCCCCCUCCCCCUCACAGAUACUAUGAUCGCUCGAAUGCGAUAGACGUGGAGCAGAGGCCGAGCAGAGAGUGAGCGAGUGAGCGAAAGAAAACGAGAGAGAGAGAGCGCAGGGCCAUUUCCCAUUCCCCUGCCACCUGUAAAACCCUGUCACAAAAUGGACGCGAUGGACAGCUUCGAACCGAUCCUGGUCGACGUCGAUUGCAGCCGGUACGAGGAGGACGCAUUCUCGCUGCUGGACAAAUCGCGCGACGUCAACGUGGUGCGCGAUCUCCGCUCAUCGACCGUAGCCGCCUUCGACCAGACGAGCUUCCCGCAGCUGAACAUCUCGUCGCGCACGCAGCUCAAGCAGCAGCUGUACCGGGAACAGACGAAAAACAGUGAACCGGCCCGGGGUGGACGGCGGUCUGGUGCGCUGGACGGUGGGUCCGGGACCGUGGCCGGUUCCGGGCCCGUCCUGUCCGUGCAGUUCCCACUCGAGAGCAUCGAUAUCGAGCUGCCGAAGAAGGUGCUGCAGGUGGAGACGCGGCUCGAGAAUCCGACGCGCUACCACGUCAUUCAGAAGCAGAAGACGCAGGUGCGCGAGUACGUGACGGCCGCCCUGAAGCUGACCAAGCAGAACCUGGUGCGCGAAUCGUGCCGCCAUACGCGCCUCAUGAUACUCGGCCGCCUGUACGACUCGUUCAUCAGCACCAAGCCACCGGCACCAUCGGCUGCCGGUGGUGGUGGUGGUGCCGCAACCACUCAGCCCCAGUCCAUCGGGGGCAGCAGCGCUGGCUCAACCGCCAGCUUUGGUUCGAACUUUGGCAAAGCGUCGUCGUCGUCGUCGGCGCUGGUCGGUGUUGUUGCGGGCAGUGCGGCGACGGCGGUGGCGGUCGCGAUGGCAUCCGCCACGUCCUCCGCGGUACCGGCGGCUGGCCCGCCACCGUCGGCGGCAUCAUCGGCGACACCGACACCGAUCGAGCAGCAGGCCGAGUGGCGGCUGGAGAUGAAGCUGUCCUGCCGCUUCGGCAACAAGCUGUACCGGACGUUCGUCGACGAGUUCGACUACGUGCGCGACCUGCUCAUGCUGAUCCGGUUCGAGAUACCGAAGUGGGUGUUCGUGGUGUCGGAGUUCGAGGACGAGAUCUCGUCGUACGAGUGCAACCGGGCGGCCCGGGCGGCCCAACAGGCGGCCGCCGUCCAAUUUGCAUCGACGUCGGCGGCGACGGCGGUGGCGGCGGCGGCGGCGGCCGCAGCAUCCAUCGCUUCCCAGGCCGCCCAGACCGGUGACUUUCUGACUUUCGGUCGGCCGGGCCUGCUGGCUGGCAGCGAGAAGGGAGCAAAGCACGAGAAGUUCAUUGAGCCGGAGGUGCGCGAUCGGAUCAAGAAGGACAACCACAACUGCAGUAGGUAUCACGCGUGACGUCAGUCAGAGUGCCGCGCGGGCAUCCGCACAACCGUGGCGUAAUUGAGUGAGUUUUGCACUAGCACUGAAACGUCCUAUGGGACGGCACGCUGUCUGACAAUAUUUGAAGCAUAAAGAACCUUUUACACACACCCUCCAGACAAGCUCUUAGGUAUCGCUAAUGAAUCGCUCGACUUUAAACGCUGCUAGCCCAUUUGUCCUAGCAAGCAAAUUCCCCCUUGCUUCUCUCUCUCUCUCUUUCUCUCUCUCUCUCUCUCUCACUCCCGUGGGUGCUCCGAGAGCGCAUGUGAACAACAAAGGUGCUGGAGAGGACGGUUCCAGAAAUAGCUGGCUCCAGAUCAGUAUCCCUACCACACCGAGCAUCCCUGCAGGACAUCCUGGGCGAUGGUGGUGGCUCCGGUUUCUGGUAGGCAAACGGACCCAGAACAGACCCAGAAAGGAGCAGGAGAUGCCGAGCGGAGUGCGAGCUGUACGAGUUCUAUAAAUAAAGCGCUAUCGGCUAUCGAAAAUAGAC
Messenger RNA from Anopheles aquasalis, 2192 nucleotides. Its product is annotated as transcription factor Mitf. The record is from RefSeq and is a predicted model, not a curated record. NCBI's taxonomy places the organism in Eukaryota, Metazoa, Arthropoda, Insecta, Diptera, Culicidae. Gene Ontology annotation, biological process: regulation of transcription by RNA polymerase II. Gene Ontology annotation, cellular component: nucleus. Gene Ontology annotation, molecular function: RNA polymerase II cis-regulatory region sequence-specific DNA binding; DNA-binding transcription factor activity, RNA polymerase II-specific.